AUUCGUGCGUAAAAACCAUUUUUACGCGCGAAUCCAAAGGAGAAGAGAAUCACCCGGAAAGCUGCAGGUAGACCUGAGAGAGAGCGCUCGUUUGCGGCUCAAGAUCAGGCGCUCGUCAGAGACAAGAGGAAAGGAGGGAGGAGGAGGUGGAGGGGGAGCCUAAAGGCCAAAGUCAGCUUUAUGUGCCGCAGCGGGUCACUUUCUGCGAGCCAUUUGGAGCCAGAGGCGACCCGGAGCGCGCAGGAGCCGCAUCAAACUGAGGCAGACCAUCAGUCCCAAUCACUGAGGCCAGCAGCAGGGAGCACAUUGCUCCACAUUGGGAAGAGAGAGAGAGAGGGGAAAAAACAGACAAACAGACACGGAAGAGAAGUGAGAGAAAGAGAGAGAGAGACUGAGUGCGCGACGAUCGGCAAAAAAAAAAAAAAAACGCACUGUGGAAGUUUAAAGUGUGCGGGAUCAGGAGGAAACAGGCUCGAGUGGCCGCGCAGGGUCGGAGAAGAUGCCGCGGGUUGUCCCGGACCAGAGGAGCAAGUUUGAGAAUGAGGAGUUUUUCCGCAAGUUAAGCAGAGAGUGUGAGAUUAAAUACACUGGCUUCAGGGACCGGCCCCACGAGGAGAGGCAAGCCCGCUUCCAGAACGCCUGCAGGGACGGACGAUCAGAAGUCGCCUUCGUGGCGACAGGAACAAACCUCUCCCUGCAGUUUUUCCCAGCCAAUCUUCAUGGCGACCAGAGGCAGGUGCCAUCGCGGGAAUACGUCGACUUCGAGAGAGAGACGGGAAAGGUCUAUUUAAAGGCGCCGAUGAUCCUGAAUGGGGUUUGUGUGAUCUGGAGAGGCUGGAUUGACCUACAGAGGCUGGACGGGAUGGGAUACCUGGAGUAUGAUGACGAGCGAGCACAGCACGAGGACGCUUUGGCUCAGGCAGCAUUUGAGGAAGCGCGGCGCAGAACCAGAGACUUUGAGGACAGAGACCGAUCACACCGAGAGGAUUUAGAGGACCCUGUGGUUUCUAAAAUCUGGGACUGAUGACACACAGAAAGACAGACAGCCAGCAGAAAAGAACAGGUCCAGACGACAGCAGGACCCCAGCCCUGGCUCAAACAUGGCCAACGCUGACGUGGAACACAAGAUGCGCUGAGGAUGGAAGAAGGAAGAAAAAAAUGGAAACUGAAGCAGUUUGUUUGUUUGUUGUUUGAUUUCAACGCAGUCAGCAUGAGACCACACUCAUUGGCCAGUUGUUUUGCAUUAUUCCUCAAAACUGAUAUAUAUUUCAAACUUUUGAAAUCAGACAAAAAUGGAAAUACAAAAUUAACAAAAACCAUUUAAAAGAAACCAAAGACUUAAGCAGGAAUGUUUGGAUGAAGAAGAAAAAAGAGCAGUUAUUGAGAUUUUGACUUAAUUUAGAAAACUUAUGCAAAACGUUGAUAAUGAGAGAAAGAGGAAGAGGUGAGAACAAGAAGGAGCAGAGAAAAGGUCGUUGUGGCUCAGGGUCACGGUCAAAAAAUAAAAUAAGGUCUAACGUUCACAGCAUGAAUCAAAAUGAGGUUUCAACAGUUCAUGAUGUUAAAAUCUAUAUAUAUGCAUUUUUUCAGUGUUUCAACAACUCAUGUUUGCUGAUAUGCUUGUGAAAAACUUCCAUUUUAUCAACUUAAUUUCUUAAAACCUGCUGUUUUCUGAGACCAAAGUUCACUUUGCUGGAAGAAGGAAGGGAGGGAUAAAAAUAGGAGACUUAAAAAAUAUAGAAAGGCAAACCAAAGACAUAUUUACUCGGCUGGAGGGUUAAGAAGUGUUUGCUUUGUGUAAAUUUAGAUUUGUUCAAAACAUCACAGGUUCUGUAGCCACAACCUGAAGGCUCUAAAUAUAGAAACGGCUACAAGGAGGAGAUUUGAACGUCUUUCGUCUUCCGAGAGGUUUUGCACUAUGUGAUACAAUCAGUCUUGAUCUCCACAUUGCUCGUCUUUUUAUUGCAUGAAAACAAAUAUGGGGCUUCCUUUGCUCUUCAUUGCUUGUAUCGCAGCCUCUUUAUCCUAGGAGUGCUCUUUGCUGCUCUUUGAUCAGGAACAACUGGGUGACUCAAACUCUGGUUUUCAAAAAGGUUUCAAUAAAUAAAAUCUUUUUACUUCCUUUUUAUUAUUCUAAUGUAAAAACAAAGCUGCAGCAUAAUACUUCCUUAUGGUAUUCAGAAUCAUUAAAAAGAACCUCAACACAAAAUUAAAACUUAACGGUUAUUGUGGGGUUAUGUAGAGUAGCUAUUGGUAGUCAGAAUAAUCGCAGGAAGGAAUCUCAGUUGACUGUUGUUGGCUUGCAGUUUUUGCUCAAAUUAAUAACUCUCAGGGUUAGGUGGGUGGUAGGUGGGUGGGGUUCGGGUUAAACAUUAAGGAUUCACCUCAACUGUUUUCAGAAACUCACCGCUUUCAGCUGUGCAGCUGUUUCCACGGCACUUUGAGCGAAACCCAAACUCCUAAAUAUGAAAAUACCAACCAAAAUAAUUUUCUGUUUUAAACCAGUUCCGACUUGUAAACAUUAGCAAGUAUAGCUGGAAAGUUUUCUGUCGGGUUUUAAAUAGGUCAACACCCGAGAUUGGUAUUUAUCAGUGUCAGCAGCUCUCUAAUACCAACCAGGACAAGGAGCUGAUACUUUAUUGGAUCGAGUUUACUCAAAUUAAGCACGGUUUUAUUUUCACAAUCAAAAAUUUUGGCUCUUAGUGAUGUUUAGUCUGACUUCUGCAUUACAAGUACAGAGUGCCAUAAGUGCCACUUUUGUAUAUCUUAAAAUUAUUAAUGUAAAAUUGGAAACAAGCAUUUGAUACAGAGAUAUAUGUUCAAAUAUUUUGGAGACAGUAAUGGAAUAAAUACUGUAAUGAUAAUUAAACCUAAACUUUGAAGCACUUAAAAUAUUAUAUAAUGUUUGUUAUGGUGUUGCAGUUCAUCAUGAAAUGUUGACAACUUUCCAUCAAAGAGACUCUCACCUCUGAUUGGUUAACUUGAGCAGUAAGUCAACUUCAGAUCAAGUUUUUAAAAGGUUUGUCCACCUCACUGAAAAGUAUAAUAAAUGUACAAUGUACUGAAGAAUGCAACCAUCAAAUUAGUAAUUUGAUGGUGAAAUGAUGCUUUUUGUAAAUAACACAAAAGAAAUAUAGACUAAACAUAUUUGGAUAACAUAACUUAAUAAGUUAUGUUUUGUUUGUAACUUGAAUUAAAUAAUUAACAGUUUUGGUAAUAAAUUAAGGAUUUCCUUUAGUCCCCGAUUAAAUAAAAUCUUCCAAGCUGCAGCUCAAAUAUUGUUUACUCAUAUCAAGUCAUCACAACUCCUAUUCAGAGAAAAUAUUCACAUUAAUCACAGUUUGCUCCUACAGAGAACUGAACUUAUGAACCAGUUCAGAGAUGCAUUUAGUUCCCGGACGCCACGUCACCCAGAUGCUCCUCGUCUUUGCAGGGCCGUAAAAGCCUGAAUGCAGUUUGCUUUCCCCUGUUCGGUUACAGCACUCGUCUAUUGAAGCCAUGUGUUUUCCUGUAUGUCGUCACCUUCCUUUUGUUGUGUGAAAGUCAAGAUGUUUACUUUUUAUAUUUCUCUUGUCAUUAGGAGUUUUUAGUUCUUUUCUCUGCUUAGACCUGAAGCAGCUGCAGAAUAUUUUAUGUAAAUCAAAAAAAAGUUUUAAAAAAAGAAAAAAAAGGCAUCUCCAGAGAAUUGGGAGGUUUGAGGACUUUUGUUGCUUUUUUAUGUACUCUUUAUUAAUGAUUUUGUAUUCUAUUUUUUAAAAUAAAUCCACCUGAAUGUGGAUCGAGUCAAGUCCUGUAAUCAGAAAAUGUUUUACACUUUGUGAAAUGAACGGUUGUAUUGCCUUUGGCUCCUUUAAGUUUGACUUAUUUAGAUAAAUGCAGACUCAUCAUGGUUCUUGUACAUUUUCAGCAUUUUAAUGAGCUUUAAAAUAAAUUAAACAAAAUAAACAUGAUAAGCUGGAGUUUGGAUUUUCAACCAAGUUUCUUCAGGUUCUCUCUGCAAACACAGCCAUAAAAUCAUCUCAGGGUUCACAACAGAAACAACUUUAUCUGACAUAAUAAUACUUUAACUUUUAAAAUGGUAAAACUUAUUGGCUCGAUUGUGUUCUUUCUUCUGGCAAUCAGCUGAUUUAUUCUCAGCUGGUUCAGUAAUUAGUAAUUAGUCACAAAUGUUUUUAAAAUCUUUUUUUCUGCGUGAACCUGCAGGAUGAGAAGUGCUUUUAUGGUUGAUUGUGGUGUUUUUAAAGGAAGUAAAGGAGAGAAUGUGGAUAUCAUUGCGUGAGUUAAAUGUAUAGAAAUACAAGCUGAGUCCAUUAAUUAAACUGGAAUGUUGAUUACGAAUUCUCUAACAUCUCAUGUUUAGAGAAUAAAUUAUAAUGUUGCGCAAAAGAAAUAUAAUGAGGAGGGAAAAGGUUCUUAAUAAGCAAUCUUUUCUUGUGAUGAUUUGGUCUAUUUAAAGGAAAUUUACUUGAUUUAUAUUUGAACAAUGAGGAAUUCUACAAAAAUAAAAUCGAAUAAGAAAAUUUUUCCAAAUUCUCUGAAUUAAAGCUUUGAGAUUUAGUGAUAAAACCUGGAAGAAAACUGAGAACUCUCCAAAGGAAAAAAAAUUACUUUUAGGUUUAAGAAAAAUUUGAAACUCAAUCUUUUCUCCACCAUUGCACCAAGUGAACUAGAAUAAAAAAACGAAAGCAUCGAAUCCAUCCUUUCCUUUUCUUAAUGCAGGCAUUAAGUCAAACCAUUAAAAUAUCAUUUUCUUUUCUACAUUAUCUGUUACUUUUUUAACUUAUUUAUAUGUUAGAACAACUUGGAUGUUUUGUAGCUUGAGUAAACCUUCUUGCAUUUCUCUUACUGUUUGUGUGCUCUGUGUUUUCAUCUACUUUCAUGUUGAACUUGUCCUCUCAGAGGAGUUUAACAUAUAAUAUGAGAUAUUCAUUUCAAAAUGUUGAUUGUUUAUCACAAUAAAUGUGUAUCAGUUCCUCUA
Molecule: messenger RNA, 4978 nt
Organism: Poeciliopsis prolifica (blackstripe livebearer)
Lineage: Eukaryota; Metazoa; Chordata; Actinopteri; Cyprinodontiformes; Poeciliidae
Gene: cbfb
Product: core-binding factor subunit beta
Exons: 7
Coding region: 500-1024 (174 amino acids)
Biological process (GO): regulation of transcription by RNA polymerase II
Cellular component (GO): core-binding factor complex; nucleus
Molecular function (GO): sequence-specific DNA binding; transcription coactivator activity
Source: RefSeq, a predicted model, not a curated record